GUUACUAGACAUAUUAACUAUAAAACAUUUGCAACACAUCCAUCGCGUCUUCUCAGUCGGUGACGAAGUGUGUGGCUUUGUUUUUCGUCUUGAGAUGUUGUGUUGAUGGUGGACAGAGAGAAAAGAUUUGUUGCUGUGAUGAGUGUUAUCGGUAGGCAACAAGGUUUAAUUACAGCAGACUAUAUAAAUCAGACCACACAGUAAAUGUGAUGAUAUAAAAUAAAGCUCUCCGCCAUCAGACAGAGAGGAGAGGUGGUUUUCUUUUGCCACUCUGGCGACCAAGAAUUUAACCAUGACACUGUUAUUUGAAGGAUAUGUGGCUGUUAUUUUUAACCAGUACCAAGUGCAACUUGUUGAAGAAUCAGACGUAUAACUCAGUGAUCAUUAAAGAGAGAUUUACUUCUGAAAAAUGGAAUUGUUGCCAGAUUCUGAAGCUGAGCCAUACUACUGUGGAGUAUGUGGCAAAGAAUUUCUUGUUCAUGCAUUAUUGGAGAAACACUUGAAAACCCAUACAGUAGAGAGACGUUUCUCUUGUGACAUCUGCGGGAAAGACUUCUUGAAAAACUCUCACCUGACAAGACACAUAAGAACACACACGGGAGAGAAGCCUUUCCACUGUGACAUCUGCGGCAAGGAUUUCUCCGAGAAUUACACCUUAAAAAACCACAUAAAAACGCAUACUGGAGAGAAACCUUUUCAUUGUGAUAUAUGUGAUAAGGAUUUUACUGAAAGAUCCACAUUGAAAAAACACCUGAGGAUCCACACCGGAGAAAAGCCUUACCAUUGCACGUUGUGUGGGGAUAGCUUUACAGACCAUUCUACUUUAAGAUGUCACUUGAAGAAACACACAAGAGAAGAAAAAUCAUUCCAGUGCGAGACCUGUAGCAAGAAUUUCACUACUAAAGCCGCUUUGAAAGGCCACAUUCGAAUACAUAAGAAGGAGAAAACGUUUCCUUGCAAGGAAUGUGGGAAAGAAUUCUCACUUAGCCUCCAAUUAAAGGCACACAUGAAAACACACGCCAAACCUGAGCCACAGUUGAAAUCGAAUAUUUUACGCUGUAAGAUAUGCGGGGACAACUUUCUGGACAAUGUUGCUUUAACAAGUCAUCUAAGAAUACAUAGAGACUAAUUUGUGUUUUUAUUUGGGCUGAAAGAUGGUAUAAAUUUUUUUUUUAAAUUAAUAUUUUCUUUUGUAUUUCAACUCAAUAAUAAUGAUGAUAAUAAUAAUAAUAUUUCAAAGAAAA
Molecule: messenger RNA, 1244 nt
Organism: Octopus bimaculoides (California two-spot octopus)
Lineage: Eukaryota; Metazoa; Mollusca; Cephalopoda; Octopoda; Octopodidae
Biological process (GO): regulation of transcription by RNA polymerase II; embryo development
Cellular component (GO): nucleus
Molecular function (GO): RNA polymerase II transcription regulatory region sequence-specific DNA binding; DNA-binding transcription factor activity, RNA polymerase II-specific
Source: RefSeq, a predicted model, not a curated record